CGAACUUCACCACCGUCAGUCUCCGUUUUCCCACAAUCCACAGCGGUUCCUCCACAUUUGGAUCUUGUUCUCUGAGUGUCAAACCCAAGAUGGCACUUCACCGGUUAUUCCAGCUGUCCUCUGUACUGCGCUCCGCCGUGAGCCUGACCCUCCGCAGGAACAUCGGUAUCUCCGCUGUCCUCUUCAACCGGGCCAAGGAGCUCGACCCCGUCCAGAAACUUUUCCUGGACAAGAUCCGUGACUACAACACCAAGAGCAAGACUUCUGGUGGCAUUGUGGAUGCAGGACCUGCUUACCAGAAGAACCUGUCUGAAGAGGUAACCAAACUGCAGAGGCUAUAUGGUGGAGGAGACCUCACCAAGUUCCCAGACUUCAAAUUCACAGAGCCCAAGUUCGAUGAAGGCGCCAAGUGAAUGCUGUCCAUGUUGUAUAUCUCCUACAUGUCACCAAUACGUUGUAUUUAAUAAAAAGAUAGUGGAAUGAA
This is a messenger RNA of Seriola dumerili (greater amberjack), 484 nucleotides long. It is a transcript of the gene atp5pf, whose product is annotated as ATP synthase, H+ transporting, mitochondrial Fo complex subunit F6. Bases 90 to 413 code for a protein of 107 amino acids. Gene Ontology annotation, biological process: proton motive force-driven ATP synthesis. The record is from RefSeq and is a predicted model, not a curated record. NCBI's taxonomy places the organism in Eukaryota, Metazoa, Chordata, Actinopteri, Carangiformes, Carangidae. Gene Ontology annotation, molecular function: proton transmembrane transporter activity. The transcript has 4 exons.